Molecule: messenger RNA, 2288 nt
Organism: Lotus japonicus
Lineage: Eukaryota; Viridiplantae; Streptophyta; Magnoliopsida; Fabales; Fabaceae
Product: cysteine-rich receptor-like protein kinase 3
Exons: 7
Coding region: 162-2123 (653 amino acids)
Biological process (GO): protein phosphorylation
Molecular function (GO): protein kinase activity; ATP binding
Source: RefSeq, a predicted model, not a curated record
UGCUUUCUCUGCAUUGCAUCUCUCUUAUAUCUUCACUAUUUUUCAAAGCAUUUGAUGAUGCAACUUCAAACCCCCUGUAAUCACAAUCUAUUAUCUUCACCACCAAGCACGUCGAUCAACUGACACAUGGUUGUUCUAACUAAUGCAGUGCAACUUCAAUAAUGGCUUCUUCUUCUUCCACAAUUUUUCUGCUCCUCAUUCUCUGUUUCUUCACAUCUCCUGUGCUCUGUGAAACACUAGAUAACCAGACAACAACCAAGUUAUGCACCAACAGAACCGCAUCGCCGACGACUCUGCAAACCUUCAUAGCAAACUUCCGGGCAGCAAUGGACGCGUUAACCCCUCUGAUCACAAGUCAAAGAUACGGUGCAGUUGUGAACGGUUCAACUCAGAAUCAAAACGCCACUGUUUACGCUUUCGGUGAGUGCAUGAAGGAUCUUUCUCAAUCUGAUUGCAACGCGUGCUUCUCUCAGUGCAAGAUCCAGGUCGUCGGUUGCUUACCGUUUCAGAAAGGUAUUCGCGGCGGAAGGCUCUUCUGCGACGGCUGCUACCUCCGGUACGAUGACUACAGCUUCUUCGGAGAGAGUCUUGGUGAGCAAGACACGGCGGUGUGUGGGGCUAGUGAUUUUGGCGGGAAUGAUAGCGCGGUUUUCGAAGCCAAUGCUAUGGAUUUGGUGAGGAAUUUGAGUGUUUUGGCGCCGGAGAAUGAUGGAUUCUUUGUGGGGGUUGUGGAUAGGAGGAAUGUUUCUGUUUAUGGUUUGGCUCAGUGUUGGGAAUUUGUCAAUGGCACUGCCUGCAAGCAAUGCUUGGCAGAUGCGGUUACUAGGAUUGAUUCGUGUGCGGGUAAAGAAGAAGGGAGGGCGUUGAAUUCUGGUUGUUUCAUGAGGUAUUCCACUAAGAAGUUCUAUAACAAUUCAACCAGUGGUGAUGCAUCAGCAGGAAAUCAUGGACACCGGAAAGUUGCUAUAAUUCUGACUUCAUCUUUUGCUGUGGUGGCUCUUCUGCUGGUUAUUGUAUCAGUUGUUUUCUUCACAAGGAGGAAUCUAAUGUUGAGGAGAAGAGAAAGAACCCAAAUAAGAAAACUUGGUGCACAUUUGGACGCUAUAAACAAGGCCAAGCUAAAUGUGCCAUAUGAAAUUCUUGAGAAAGCAACAGAUUACUUUAACGAUGCCAAUAAGCUAGGGGAAGGAGGAUCAGGUUCCGUUUAUAAAGGAGUUAUGCCCGAUGGAAGUACUGUGGCCAUAAAAAGACUUAGCUUCAACACAACACAAUGGGCUGAUCAUUUCUUCACUGAGGUUAAUUUGAUACGCGGCAUUGACCACAAAAAUCUUGUAAAGCUCUUGGGAUGCAGCAUUACAGGACCUGAAAGCCUUCUGGUUUAUGAAUAUGUGCCUAACCAGAGCCUCCUUGAUCACUUUUCUGGUAUAAGGAUUUCUCAACCGCUGACUUGGGAAGUCAGGCACAAGAUCAUAUUAGGAAUUGCAGAGGGUUUGGCCUACCUUCAUGAGGAGUCGUAUGUGAGAAUCAUUCAUAGAGACAUUAAAUUAAGCAACAUUCUACUUGAGGAUGACUUCACACCCAAGAUUGCUGAUUUUGGACUUGCUAGAUUAUUUCCUGAAGACAAGUCUCACAUUAUCACAGUCAUUGCUGGGACACUGGGUUACAUGGCUCCAGAGUAUGUAGUCUCAGGAAAGUUGACUGAGAAAGCAGAUGUGUACAGUUUUGGAGUUCUACUAGUUGAAGUUGUUUCUGGAAAAAGAAUCAGUUUCUAUGAUCUAAACUCAUCCUCUAUCCUACAAACGGUUUGGAGACUUUAUGGAUCAAAUAGGCUAUCUGACAUUGUUGAUCCAGUCCUAGAGGGAAAUUUUCUAGCGGACGACGCAUGCCGACUGCUUCAGAUAGGGUUGCUUUGUGCGCAAGCAUCAGCUGCAUUGAGGCCAUCAAUGUCAGAAGUUGUUAAAAUGAUUAGUGAAAAUCAUGAAAUUCCUCAACCAAGGCAACCACCAUUUAUUAAUUCUACUAAUUCAGAACUCAGCACGCCUAGUUUACCUGGAAAUAUUUUUCACCCUGCAUCAUCCAACACCCAGUCUUCAGGAGAUACCACAACAGAAAAUCUGCUAUAGCCAGAUGAGUUGCACUGCACAGUCUUUCUCCUGGAACAUUAUUGUGCAUACAAUCUCAAAGUAUCUUUAUAAAAGCUGUUAGCAAGCUUUUAUCAUCAUGCAAUGUAUUUCUAACUUGUGUGAUAUUAUUUAAACAUGAAAGUACACUUGACAGACAUAGAAUUA